Messenger RNA from Gloeophyllum trabeum ATCC 11539, 1626 nucleotides. RefSeq lists its product as uncharacterized. The transcript is spliced from 2 exons. The record is from RefSeq and is a predicted model, not a curated record. Lineage: Eukaryota; Fungi; Basidiomycota; Agaricomycetes; Gloeophyllales; Gloeophyllaceae. The coding region runs from base 1 to 1626 and encodes 541 amino acids.
AUGAAGAUGAGAAUUGUAUCUGGCUCUUCGCUCUUCCUCGCUUCCCUUGCUCUCUCUUCUUCUUCCACUCUCGCCGCCCCGGUCGGCGAGUCUUCAAAGUCUAACACUCACAGUCAGUCGGCAUCGAAGGAGGCUGGUUCCUCCUCCAACACUCUAACUCGUCGAGUCGAUGUACCCCAAGGCUGCCAGCUCCACAACUCAGUAAACGGCUUACCUUUCAUCGGGCCCAACAUCGGGUCCAUGACCGGCGCCCUCGGCCUCUGCUCCCCCGAUAACGCGGCCAGCCCCCUCCCGGACAACGCAGCCGUCAACGCGGUCUCCACCAACACCGACCCGUGCAGGGCCGGUGACAUCCUCACCAACCUGCCGAUCGUCGGCAGCGCACUCGUGCCCCUCGUCGACGCGGUACACAUGUGCCACCGCAAGGUCCCGCCGGCGACGAGCCGACGCGUCCUCACUACCUACGAAAUCGUCCAGAUCCAGGACGCCGUGAGCAGCGCUGUUGCGAGCCUCGGGGACGCCGCGCGCACGUCUGCUGCCAGUGCGGCGGAGAGCGGGAAGCCUACGGGUGUGCCGGUCAAUAUGGUGAUCGAGGCAUCAAUCGACACACCCUCCCUCCCAUUCCAGGGUUCAUCCAGCGCCCCUGCUUCGCCGUCCACCAGCACUUCUUCCAUGACAGCCGAUUCCCUCCCAACACUAAGCAUGCCUGUCGCUCUCCCCAUUACACCCUCGCCUUCGCUGCCCGUCAGCGCACCCACUCCCUCUGGCGUCGCUGCUCCCGCGCUGCCAUCGAUACUCGUGGUUGACAACAUCGUGCUGCCUGUAGCCAGUGAUGUACCGGCCCUUCCAAUCUCGCUGCCUGCCUCCGGCAUGCCGAGCCCUUCCCUGCCCGUCUCCCUUCCAGCGGCGGUCCCGACGAGCGUGCUCUCGUCUGCGCCGUCGAUGGUGCCCCGCGACCUCCCCGUGCCGGUUCCCAGCAUCGCAAUGCCUCCGUUUCCUAUCGUUCCCCCGGCGCUUCCUAUCUCUUUCCCUGUCUCCAUUCCCUCUCCACCUGUGUCCGCACCCUCUCUUCCGGUCGCCGUUCCCUCUAACCUCCCUCGCGGCCUUCCCAAUCUCCCCGUAUCUCUCCCGAUACCUUCGCUGCCGAUAUCAGCGCCCUUCGCAUCCAUGUCUGCGCCUUCCCUAUCAGUGACUGCACAAGGCGAGGUAUCCACGGACGCCGCAGAGGUGCCCAGGCCAAUAACCGCCCCCGGCCCCCUUCCCGUCAAGCCUCCCGUCGCUCCCAUCCAACCUCCUGCAGUGCCAAUCUCACCAUCUGCCUCGCUCCCCGUCACGAAGCCCACGCUGCCCGCGUCCAUGACGACGAACGUCAACUUCCCCCGCGAUGUUCCCUCUGGCUCGCCGACCCCAUCAUCGAUGCCUGUCCCCCCACCCGUCUCCCCCUCGGCGCCUGCCACCCCAUCGCAGUCUAAUGUCGCGCAGGCAAACGCGAACGCUAUCCUCCCGAAUGACCUCCCGCCGCUGCUGAAGCCCUCGGGCGUGGAUAGCCUGAGGAGUGUGAUGGCAAGUCUGAGCGCUGCUGUGCCUACGGGGAGUGCGUCGGCCGUCAAGUAUGCACAGGCAUAG